Capsaspora owczarzaki ATCC 30864 is the source of this 2505-nucleotide messenger RNA. RefSeq lists its product as hypothetical. Bases 216 to 2153 code for a protein of 645 amino acids. Gene Ontology annotation, cellular component: cytoplasm; cyclin-dependent protein kinase holoenzyme complex; nucleus. Gene Ontology annotation, molecular function: cyclin-dependent protein serine/threonine kinase regulator activity. Lineage: Eukaryota; Filasterea; Ministeriida; Capsasporidae. The record is from RefSeq and is a predicted model, not a curated record. The transcript is spliced from 2 exons. Gene Ontology annotation, biological process: mitotic cell cycle phase transition; regulation of cyclin-dependent protein serine/threonine kinase activity.
CCUUGUCCCUUCUUUGCUUGUCUUGCUGUUCGCUUUCUCGUUGUUUCGUGCUUUGUUUUACUUUGUGGACAUUCAGUGUUCCUUCUCUGUUGUCUCUCUCUUUCGCUCUCUCUCGCUCUUCUGUGUGUUUCUCGCUCUUCUCGUUUCUCGCUUCUUGUGAUCGCUCUGCCACUCCACGCGUCCCCCCUCUUCUUCUCCUCCCCUUUUUCGCUGCCAUGCCGCAGGAUGCCACCACUCCACCCUGCACUCCACUCAGUGGCUCUUCUAGUCACCGACCCGCAGCCGACGCUGCUGGCCGUGGCCUGAAGCGCGCACCAUCCGAUGACGACCUUUCCGCGUCCCGAGAAACCAAAUUUGUGGCAUCCGCUGCAGCAUCUGGAAUCACCCCGGUGCGAUCGUCCAAUAACAACUGCGCAGGGAGCAACGCGCUAACACCUGGCUCGUUGCCCCCACCGCGAUUGCACACUGCCGCGGCUGCUGCACUCCAGGCGCACCAGCAACAAUCCCCAACGGCAAGCUCAGAACCCCACCAGUGGCUGCAACCAAAGUCCGAGCAAGACUCCUCGUCUUCGUCCAUCCCCAGUUCGCCCGCUCCAGCCAUGAUGAUGAUGACGGCAAAUCUGCAAGACGCUGUCCACUUUCAGCCAAUCGCGUGCGCACCUACCGCCAUCCUAGCGCCUGCUCUGGCUGCUGCGACUGCUGCUGCUGCUGCCGCCGCUGCUGCCCAGGCGUGUGUGGCAAGCUCCAGCAGCAACAGUACGCUUCCCCAGCAGGUGGCUGUCCCAACAGCAACUCGCGCGGUCAAGAAGGAUUCAGAUCUGACGACGGCUGCCUCGCGGCACGAGCAGCAGCAGCAGCUGCUGCUGCCACUCGCCACGGCCCACGCGGUCGACCCCGCCGACGACAAUGUCCUUACCCCACUAUCAGCGCAAGUAGACCCACCAUCGCCGGUCUCGAAUUUCUCUGCAGAGCCCCAGAAUGGCGAGCCUCGCACUCCUCCGCUUGCGCAUCCACAAGUUCGCCGCCCUACGCCCACCGCCGCCAACCCGAGCCCACCAACCAGGCAAACACCUUCGCUGGAGCAGUACCUCUCCUCCAACAUGCUCCCGCUGCCAGAGAUUCUCCCAUUCGCUCCACCGCAUGUGGUGGACGAGUAUCAAUGCCGCAUGCGUCGGGAGGUGGACACGCUUGUUGUGCAGGCAGAAGAUGCCGCCCUUCCGCUGCUUGCUUCGUUUGAAGACUUGUGGGGGUUGGCUGCUCGGCACGAUGCCAACAACAACGAUGCGAGCAACAUCAACUCGGAUCCUGAAAAUCUACUGCGCCCAAUGGAGCAAGAGGGGCUCAGUGCCGACAACUUUUUCACUGGCCGCGAGUAUUCCCGCGAGCUAAUGUACACCAUGCGCCAGGCGGAGGCCGAUUUCACGGUCAUCCAGGACUUCAUGGAGGGUCAGCCCGAAAUUAGUCCGCGCAUGCGCGCCAUCCUCGUCGAUUGGAUGUUGGAAGUGCGUCUCGAGCUGCACCUCAGCAACGAGACAUUCUAUCUGGCAGUCAACAUUCUCGAUCGCUUCCUCGAGCUCGUCGACACGGCACGCGACACGCUGCAGCUCGUGGGCCUGACUGCCAUGUUUGUUGCAGCCAAGCACGAAGAAACUGUCAUUCCGGUCAUUAGCGACUGGCUGUACAUGUGCGACGGCCAAUUCCAGCAAGAGCAUCUCCUGCACAUGGAACUGAUGGUCCUGGACAAUGUGCGCUUCCGCCUCAAUGUUCCCACAACCUUCCUCUCACUGAUGAAGUUUAUCAGCGGCACCUCGCUCGAAGCGGUUGACCAGCGCAUUCUCUACCAAGCGCGCUACUUUUGCGACUUGGCCUCCGUCUCGUACUCGUUCGUCCCGGUGCGCCCUUCGAUGUUGAGCGCGUCCGCGUUGCUGUUGGCGCGCAUGUCGUGUCUGCCGGACGGAGACGAGCCAUUGUGGUCGGAUUUGCACCAACGCGUGACUGGCUACUCGGCAACCACCCUCAUGCCGUUUGUCAUUUUGCUGGCUGAUCUUGCGCAACGCGUCAGCCAUCUCCCGGCAACCGCUGUUCGUAACCUGUACCGCGGUCCUGGCUACCACUCCGUGGCCAGUCUUCCAGUCACUGUUCGCUUGCUCUGAGGGCGUUCGUUGUUGAGGGUGUCGGCUUCCCGUUUGGCUUGGGUUUUGGGCAGCCGCUUUCUUUGGAAAUCCCUACCUUCACCUCGCUUCGCCAACUACAAUGACACUUUCGGUUGCGGGUGCUGACCGCCUCCACUUCAACCAUGACAGCUUGGCUUUGCCCAUGGCUGUUCUUGUUUAUUGCUUAAAAAAAAAAUCAAACUUUCGCUUACUUUUUUCCCCCCCCCCCGUACUUUCGCCCGCCUCCGCACCCUCGCUUCUUUGUUAGAGUUUCUUUGACUAUUGUUUUUUUAUACCCACCUCUUCAUUUGUCGCUCCGCUGUAACGCUAUUCUUAAUACAUUGGUUUUUAA